Auxenochlorella protothecoides is the source of this 996-nucleotide messenger RNA. RefSeq names its product Putative threonine aspartase. Bases 1 to 996 code for a protein of 331 amino acids. The transcript is spliced from 4 exons. The record is from RefSeq and is a predicted model, not a curated record. Gene Ontology annotation, biological process: protein maturation. NCBI's taxonomy places the organism in Eukaryota, Viridiplantae, Chlorophyta, Trebouxiophyceae, Chlorellales, Chlorellaceae. Gene Ontology annotation, molecular function: threonine-type endopeptidase activity.
AUGGCUGGCACCGCCUGCUAUGGAGCGGUGGCGGCCGUGCCCGGGAUUCGCAACCCCGUGAAGGCUGCCAGCCUGCUCGCCAGGGAAACCCUGGAGCCGCUGCCAUGUGGCCUGAUCCGACCUACGAUGCUGGCUGGCGAAGGGGCGCGCGUCUGGGCGGCACAGCGUGGGCUGGAGGCUGCUGAGAGCCGUGAGCAGGCAGCCCAGAUGCACUCGACGCCGCGCGCGGUGCGCCAGUGGCAGACCUUCCAAGCCAUCCUGGCCGAUGCCACCGGCGAGUACUCCGGGGUGGUGUUGCCGGACUCGCAGCAGCAGCGGCUCUUCGACACCGUGGGCGCGGUGGUGGUGGACGGCAGGGGCCACGUGGCCUCGGGCGUCAGCAGCGGAGGCAUUGCACUGAAGCAGGAGGGCCGGGUUGGCGAGGCGGCGCUCUACGGCGCGGGGUGCUGGGCUGAGGAGGAGGAGGGAGGGGCAGGAGAGGAGGAAGGGGCAGGAGAGGAGGAGCAGCAGCAGCGUGAGACCAAGGAGAAAAGCGAGGGAAGGAGGUUGCGCGGAGAGACUGGGGCCUCCGAAGCGGCGCCUCUGGGCUCCAAAACCAAUAGCAUGCACGGCGUCGCGGUGAGCACCACCGGGGUGGGCGAGCGAGUGGCCGCCUGCCUCCUCUCCAAGACCGCCGCUGACGCUGUGCGGGCCGCUGCGGGCGACCAAGGGACACCGCCGCCAAACGACGCUGGGGUGAUCUGUGUCCUGGCCCAGAGGUCUGAGCGAGCGCACCCAGAUCAGGGCUGCGAGGUCAAGGUGGAGUUUGGCGCGGCGCACUGCUCCCACUCCCUGGCGGUGGCGCACUGCGGGGCACCCCGGGCGGAGCCCAGCGUGCACUUCAUGCCGGCGCUGGGGAGCAGGGACGGCCUUGACCCAGGGGCGACGGGCUCGCGCCCGGGCCACGUCGUGGAGCUGGCCCAGAGCUGCCGCUGGAAUGUGGAGGAGCGGGGUUAG